AAACAUUCGUACUUGUCUUUUGUAUUUACGUUCUCCUGCAUACUCGUACCGACCACAUCAAUGUCGCCCACUUCCUCUCGUAUAAACCCUGUUGAUUCGUAACUUCUUUGCUCACGCUCCUGUGGUAUGGAAGUCGUGUUAUGCAUCGGGUAGUUACGGCUAGCAGUCUCCUCAUUGUCAGUGAGCUCAUUUAGUUCCAGAAAUUCGAGUGCUCCAAAAAAAGGCCAUGUCAUAUUCGAUACAUCGUUACACGCUCUCAGCCUCUUCCAAUGAUCACGUAAUCCCCUCCAUGUCGCUUUCAGUUCAUACAAGGUCACAUUGUGCCCUUCUUCUUUCAUUAUACUUAAAAUUCUUCUCCAUGCGUUAUCUCUUGGGCCUUGCAUUUUAUAUUCUUCAUUCCUUCGAUCCCAGAGACCUUCCUCCUUCUGCACCAACUCUAUUAGACGCCAGCGCAAAUUAUACAUAUAUUGCUUUACAGAUCCCAGCCAUACAGGCGGCGUUCCAAUAGAAGUUUCUGACAGAAGGGCUGAAAAACUGAAAGUUUCGAUCGUUUCGAGAUUCAUCUAA
Haemonchus placei is the source of this 567-nucleotide messenger RNA. The record is from the annotation of a GenBank genome assembly. NCBI's taxonomy places the organism in Eukaryota, Metazoa, Nematoda, Chromadorea, Rhabditida, Trichostrongylidae.